This is a messenger RNA of Vicugna pacos (alpaca), 2567 nucleotides long. RefSeq names its product ankyrin repeat and ubiquitin domain containing 1 (gene ANKUB1). The record is from RefSeq and is a predicted model, not a curated record. NCBI's taxonomy places the organism in Eukaryota, Metazoa, Chordata, Mammalia, Artiodactyla, Camelidae. Gene Ontology annotation, molecular function: protein binding.
UUGAAAUAUUUUCCACCAACGCCAAGGGCAGUUGAAAGAGAUAACAAUGGUAAAUUGUUCUAAAUAACAUAAAGGCAAAGACUAAAAGAAAUACCAACUAUAUUGUGUUGUUUAGGGGCAGAUUCCAUUAUGCAGAGAUGGGAAGGGAAAACCACAGUCUACACAUUCAUCUCCCUGGUGCAAGUGGGUAUUGUUCUGUACCCCUGUUGUGGCAGGAUUAGAAAUACCACCAGGGAGCAAGUACACAAAGUUGUUAUGGAAACCAGAAUGCUUCAGCGCACAGUUAUUUACAGAGAACUUCCAGGAUUAUCACAUUCAAUAAAAUCAACUCUGCUUUGCUUCACUCUGUGCCAGCGCAUCCCAAUCAAAUAUCUAGUUUGAAGGGUCCUUCAGGCAGCUGCAUUUGGCUGCAUAUGGAUUCAGGAAUCAGUGGAUGGUGGUCCCAUCACUAAGUAAAAUUUAUAUAUGGCAUUUUUGUAUUACAUGCUUGACACUUGUUCACACUUGCCCCAACUAUUGUCAAGUUUGCUGGUUUCCGUAAUAUAGGAACAAGGUGGCUGUUGACUAAUGCCAUUGGCAGAGAAACAUUUCCUCCAAUGUAGCUGCUGUCUGUGUUACCUGAUUCCGCGGUACUGCAACACUUCUCUCCACAUUCUUUCUACUUGCGUUUAAGGCUAGACAGUGACAGCUGCCUCUGGCCAACAUUUUCGUCUUUAAUUGUGAAUUGUGAUUCUCUCAGCUAUUGAACAAGAUCUUUGAAAAAAGACUUUUCUUUCUUCCCCCCCUUUUUUUUUUUUUUGCAAAAAUGAGGAUUUUCAUAGCCUUUGAGGGAUCUUUUGAACCAUUUGAUGUUUCAGCAGAUGAAACUGUGGAGGCUGUCAAGCUAAUGAUAAAGGAUUUUUUCCACAUUCCUCUGUCUGAAGACGAACAAGGCAGGCGGUAUCUGGAGCUGAUGUAUGCUGGAGCAACCCUAAAGGACAGCUGGAGUCUUACUGAUGUUGGAGUAUCUUUUUGUUCAACUCUCAAAUGUUUCGUUAAGGAAGAAGAGAAGCCCACUCUCUAUGUGUUCAAUGCUGUGACCCAAGAGACAAUGCGGAUAAUGGAGAGCAUUUCCCUUCUUGGUAAAAAAGUGUCUGAUCUGAGAACACUAGUGGCUCUGAAAUGUGGCUUCCCCCUGAGUGUCUUCUGUCUCCGGACGCCGGAGGGACUGGAGAUGUAUGACUGCAACACACUCAGGGACUACCAGAUAGACAUCGGCAUGACACUUCGCUUGGACGUCUGGGAUGGAUGGAAGGAAUUUCUGAUGGGUUGUCUCCUUGGACAAAAACUAAAAGUCCAACGCUACUUACCAAACGAAGGACCAGUACUCAAGUAUCAGAAAAGGGUAGCCCUGUACAUCGCUGCCUUUUAUGGGUACGUAGAGCUCACGGAAUGGGCCCUGAAGCAGGGCGUGCGGCCCAACGAGGCGGUCGGUGUGCACCCCUAUCGAGCAUGGUGCCACGAAGCUCUGCACGCAGAUGUCUCUAAAUGCCCCAUUCAUGCAGCCGUAGAAGCGGGCCAACUGCUGAUUCUGAAGGCCUUUGUCAACUGCAGCGUUCUGUGCCUGGAAUGCAAAAAUGCAGCGGGGCAAACUCCCCUGGCUAUUGCGUUCAAACACAAGCAGAAAGACUGUGUAUUAUAUUUACUGAGUAAAAUGUGGUCCACGGUUUCCUUUCUGAAAAUCUCAGUCCCUAUGAGGAUUUAUAUUAAAAUAAAACAGUGGAUGCUCAGAGCUCAGAGUCACAACCUCAAUAAAAGCCAGCUUUGUGGAGCAAGGGUCUUUGGGGCAAAAGUUGGAGACACUGUGAUGAUGGUGGAUGGUUUCACCAAACCAAAAAUGACCUCCAAAAGCUGGCAUAAGGCUGGAAACAAGGACUCAGAAGGCACUGUGGGCAAACUACCGCCUCUCAGGGAGCAAACUGUGAGCAGGAAACCUGUCAAUCUUUUAACAAUUUCACAGCAGGACACAAGAGGACAAACACCUAAGUUUCCUCCUCUGGUAGACUCAAAUACAUUCUCGGAAAUACAAAAACAACAAAAAAAUCGGAAGAAAAUAACCGCCACAGCUAGGAAUAAAAAAAACCUUAUAAAAAAUACGUAUCUCCCCCAAGUCCCCCUCCCUCCGGUUUCAAGAGUGGGCUACUCACACCCAUCUUUUUACCAUGCAACACCCAGGGCCGGCUGUCUACUCAGAUCCUCCUUGGCAUCUUUCUCGAAGCACAGUGGGAAGACUCCAAGGGAGAAUGCCAUCUACUGCUUAGCUGUGGCCAGUGCCUUUAAAGAGAAACGAUGGCUUCAGCAGUUAAGAAUAGCAACAGCCCUAGCCAAAAACAGUAUUUCUCACCUGACUACCCAAGGAGGCCUGAUGUCAUGUGAAAAUCCUCCGGAAAUUGUGCUUUGAAAAGUCAUGGCAACCUCAGUUUGGGCGAAGACUUGGUCAAAUAAAACCUCUAGUUCUAAUGCUAAUAUUUCUAAUAAAAGCUCUAAUGCUGGAAUUUCUAAUAACAAUUCUAAUACUACAACAGAAU